AUGUCCAAAGAACUUGAACCUCUGCCUAAAGAGGAACUGCACUCCUCCGCCCUCUCCAUCUCCUCCACCAGCAGCACCCUCCACAACACCCCAACCAACACCACCACCCCCUUCCACCCAACAAAGCGCUUCGCAAUCCACGCCCAAGGCAUCGGCCUCGUCCGCCUCCCCUUUCCAUCCCGCGAGAUGGAAACCCCCAUUUACCACACCGAAGACGGCAGUCUCGCAUACACAUCCACCCGCGACAAGCGCUGCUCAGGCAACGCCAUCCUCUCACACCCCAAACAAGGCGAUAUCAUACAAACGGAGUACUUUUUCGGUCCCGGACGAGACCCUGUUAUUCGUGUUUUGCAGACCGAGCAAGGCCCGUUCGAGGUAACGGUUAAGGGGAAGUGGGCGUCUCGGACGAGGCAGUUUGAGAUGCGCGAUGGGGAAUGUUUUGAGUGGAGCUAUGCGAGUGAGAAGACGGGUGGGAAGAGGGUUAAUUUGAUUGUUUUGAGGCGGGUGGAUGGGGAUGGAGAGAAGGAUAGGGAGGGGAGGAUUAUUGCGCAGCUUGUGCGGAGUGAGGAGAAGAGGACGGCAGGGACAUCGCGGUCUCGAGCAGGCAAUGGAGGGGAAUUGCUGGUGAGUGAAGAAGGGAUUCGGGAUGUUGGAGAGGGAUUGAUUAUCGCGACGUGUUUGUCGAUGUUGAAGAGGGAGAUUGAUCGACGGAGGGCGGUGCAGGCUGCGGUGAUUGCGGGGGGUGCUGGCAGUUAG
Molecule: messenger RNA, 756 nt
Organism: Aspergillus wentii DTO 134E9
Lineage: Eukaryota; Fungi; Ascomycota; Eurotiomycetes; Eurotiales; Aspergillaceae
Exons: 1
Coding region: 1-756 (251 amino acids)
Source: RefSeq, a predicted model, not a curated record